GCGGCAUUAAGACAUGUCAGUAUUCUUCCGCUCGUAACAUUCUCCAAAUCGACAUGACAGCUCUUUAAUUGUAUGAAUUGUAAGCCUUAUAUUUGGAAAUUGAAGCCUUAACUACAAAAAUAUUUUUGUAAUGUAAUUGAAAGUGAUAUUUUAUUCUUAUAUAGCCGAGAGGCUAGCUGUUUGCUAGCAUGCGGUAACAGCAGUGAUGCUAAUAGAGAUUAAUCAGAGACAACGUGGAUACAAAUUACCGCUGUGAAACAACAAACUCUACCUUUUUAUAAAGAUGAAGUGUCACUAUGAUAUUUUGGGUGUUAAACGAGACGCAGGAGACGACGAUCUGAAGAAAGCGUAUCGGAAAUUAGCCUUAAAAUGGCAUCCAGAUAAAAACUUGGACAACGCAGAGGAAGCGGCGGAACAGUUCAAGCUGAUUCAGGCAGCUUAUGACGUUCUGAGUGACCCUCAGGAGAGGGCGUGGUAUGACAAUCACAGAGAUGCUCUGCUGAAGGGAGGACUGAGUGGGGAUUAUGAGGACGACAGCAUUGACCUGUUGCAGUAUUUCACUGUCACCUGCUACUCUGGAUACGGAGAUGAUGAAAAGGGCUUCUACACCGUCUACAGGAAUCUUUUUGAGUCCAUUGUUAAGGAAGAGCUGGAGCACAGCAGGAUGGAAGACGAGGAAGAGGAAGAGGAGUUUCCUUCGUUUGGAGACUCUCAGAGUGAUUACGAUACAGUGGUCCACGAGUUUUACGCCCACUGGCAGAGCUUCUGCACUCGUAAGAACUUUGCCUGGAAAGAAGAAUAUGACACGAGGCAGGCCUCCAACCGGUGGGAGAAACGGGCCAUGGAGAAGGAGAACAAGAAGACCAGAGAAAAGGCCAGGAAGGAGCGAAACGACCUGGUGCGGCAGCUGGUUGCCUUCGUCCGCAAGCGGGACCGGCGGGUGCAGGCCCACAGAAAGCUGGUGGAGGAGCAGAACGCCGAGAAGAUCAAGAAGGUGGAGGAGCAGAGGCGGCAGCAGAAACUCCAACAAGCAAAACUGGCCGAGGAGUACAAGGAGCAGAGCUGGGCGGCUAUGUCGGAGCUGGAGAAGGAGCUGCAGCAGAUUGAAGCGGAGUACGGAGAGGAGUUUGGAGAUGUGUCUGAGAGUGAAGAAGAUGAGGUGGACAUGCAGGAGAACACUGGAGGAGCAGGAGAUGCGGAUCAGCCAAACGGCGACGACCUGACGCUCGAUGAGUAUGAUGAUCUGUACUGCCCGGCCUGUGAUAAAUCAUUCAAAUCGGAUAAAGCUAUGAAGAACCAUGAAAAGUCCAAAAAGCACAGAGAGAUGGUGGUGCUGCUACGGCAACAGCUGGAGGAAGAGGAGGACUCGCUGGCUUUGAACGAAGACGGAGCCAAGGACGGAGAAAAUGAAAACGACCUAGAAGAGGAGGAAGAGGAGGAGGAAGAAAAGCCAAGACAAAGGCUUUCCAAAAAGCAAAAGAGAAAAAAGAAGCAGCAGAAAGUCGUGGAGCAUAACCCCCUAGAGGAGGAGGAGGAGGAGGUGAAGGAAGAGGAGAAACCAGCAGCACCCACCUCCUGCAAGGAAGAUGCUGCUGAGAAACAGGCUGACACUGCAGAGCCGGAGACACCGGAUAACCUCCCUCCCACUGAGGUCAAGGGCAGUUCUGGUAAAACGAAGGGAAAAAAGGGCGGAGGAAAAGACAGAAUGAGGACUGCAAAGCCCCAAAAUGCUGAUCAAGUUCCUGAGAAAGAAUUAAACCUCCGCUGUGUCACCUGCAACAAUGAGUUUUCCACUAGAAACAAGCUGUUUGAUCACCUGAAGACGAGCGGCCAUGCCACCGCGCUGUCCGCCAACGGCCAACAGACCUCUGCCAGCAAGAGCAAGAAAGACAAGAAGAAGAACAGAUAACACAGCCUGGAACUCGGGCGGAAACAGUCAGAAAGACAGAGGGGUUCAGAAACACCAAACCUAAAGACUGAGCACAUGUACCUUUUGAAAAGGUUAGAGUUAUAACCAAUUUUACCAGGACAGAUGCUUGAGAGUUUGGCUAUUAAAAAUGAAAAGAAAAAAAACAUUUUAAAGCCCUUUUUUUGUAAAUGAUCAAAGUUUGCCAAGUUCUGAAGAUAAGAAAGCUCCAAGAUGUUCUGAAUCUGUUCUGGUAUUAAUAAAAAAGGAUAGAAGUUUUGAAUCAAAGAAAGUAAAAAAUGUUGCAUUCAGUAACACUUUCACAUCAGAGAAAUUCAUUAAAAACAGAAUAAAACUAUAAAAUGUAAAAACAAACUAAAAUCUAUUAAUUAUGAAACACAAUAAAACCAUAAAAAUAAAAUUCAAUAAGUAGGAUACUGGAUGUUUGUGUUAGUGAAACCCUUUGAUUCAUUUAGAUCAGGAAUGACCUCUAAUGGGAAAAAAACAAAACAUUUUUAUUAAAAUUUGCAGUUUAAAAAAAAAAAAAAAUCAAGUAAAUUUAUGUUUAUUCAGUCUCUAAGGUGAUGCUUCAAUGUGUGCCAAGCAUCACCUUUGUGUAGAGAUUCAUUGACUAGCUGAUGAAAAGCUUGAGUUUUUGUGAAAUUAAAGUCAUUCGUGGAAGACGUUCAAAGGCAAGGUCACAGCGCUGACAGGUGUGAAACCAAGAAUGCCGCUAUUUUGUGAAUCACCGAGAUGUCUGUAUCCAACAGAAUUUUUUAUGUUUCAUUGCUACUAUAGUUUGACCUUUUAAUUCUGCAUCUUCCACUUGAACGUCUACCUUCUUUAUUCUUUCAUUUGGAGUUACGGGUCGCCACAAUAAAACCACAACACAUAAUUUGUUA
Oryzias melastigma (Indian medaka) is the source of this 2808-nucleotide messenger RNA. It is a transcript of the gene dnajc21, whose product is annotated as DnaJ heat shock protein family (Hsp40) member C21. Gene Ontology annotation, molecular function: zinc ion binding; nucleic acid binding. The transcript has 12 exons. Bases 284 to 1909 code for a protein of 541 amino acids. The record is from RefSeq and is a predicted model, not a curated record. Lineage: Eukaryota; Metazoa; Chordata; Actinopteri; Beloniformes; Adrianichthyidae. Gene Ontology annotation, cellular component: cytoplasm.